AUCUAUCAUUAUUUCAUCCAAGAUGAAAAACACGCGGAGUAAAUCAAUUGUCCAGUUUAUUAUUGUCAAAUUUGCAUAACAAAUUCCUCAAAGUUGAAUUAUCGGACAGGGAUCCAGUCAAGAAGAGUCAUAUUUAUCGAAGAGUGAACUGACCAGGAAGACUUCUAUUUAGUGUUUUUUAAAGGAUUUCCUACUUUUUUCAUAUGAACUAUAAAGUUCUUACAGAGACAUUUAACCAUCAUGACAUCGUUCGUUUUCUACAUACUUACUUUUUGCCAAAUAUUAUCGUUCCACCGCUAUAUCUUCGCUUGUGCUUUCAUACCAAACUGCACGUCAUCCUCCAACAUCCUUAAACUAAGAAUUGGUCUGAUAUCGGUCGGCCAGUGGAUGAGCACUUUCCAAGUUUAUCUUAUUCAUAAUAAUACGUUAAAGAAUUGUCGCAUUAGACCCACAUACAAUAAAGUAAUGGAUGAGGAAUAUUUAAGAAUGCCAGAAAAUGGAUGGAGAGGAAUUAGACUAGCUCUGCUAAGAGAAAUUGGAACUGAUGAAUUUGAAACACCUCUCUUAAUAAUCGGACCAUACUAUGCCAAUCUUGCUAUGAUACUAGACGAAGUAAAUAUGCCAUAUAUAGUGACAGACGAAAAAGGAAACCACUGGGCUGAUCGCAGUCGAACACAAGAUAACAUACGCUGGAAGAACACCAUAUACAUUCGACCUCCCGCCCGAGAGCAGAAUAAAGCUGUUGUCGAUUUAUUUGCUCUUAAGAAAUGGGAUGGUGGUGUAAUGAUAAUGCCGGCUAAUAAGGAAGAUAAUUAUGAAUGUCAAGACUUAGCGAACCAGAUGUUAUAUGCAGGGAAAUAUCUGGUAAAAUAUACUAUCAACACAACGUCCCAAGAUAUUAUGGAAUUGAGAAUAAGUUCUGUCAUAAAAAACUCAUUGUACAUGACACAGACACGAUAUAUUGUAUGCAGCCCGCGAGAAUCUCGACACAACCUGAGCCAAACGUUUCUAAAUCAGGCGAAAGAUUUUUCAUUAUUAAAAGAUGAAAACCGGGUAUUUGUGUUCAUAGAUCCAACAUCUUCUUUUGAACCUCUAUCAGGAAAUAAUUACUUCAAAAUGAAAUUGUACGCAGUAAAAUGUAAGUUAUUCACUUUUCGGUACAUCAAAAUGGACAGCUUCGAUAUGCACCCCCAGAACGCCGUAGCAAAGGAUGUAGCGGAAAUUACUAGAAGAGCUCUUCUUACUUAUGCACCCCACCACAAAGGAAAUUUUAAUACAGCUGAGUUUAUGCAAAAGUUAAAAUCAGUGGUAAUUGAAGAUGGUAAAACAGGAUGGAUUGCUUUUAAUGCCACUGGUGAGCGGAAAAACUAUUCCUUACAUCUGUACCAACAUAGUCAAGAUAACAAGGCGAUCGGAAUAUGGACGCCGGAUAAGAAUUCUUCUCGAGAAAGGCUGACUUUCAUUGAAACAAACAACAGUGAUUCCAUUCGUUCGAAGGGCUUGUUUGCCAAAACACAGAUUAUAAUGGCUGUAGAGGAGCGACCGUUUGUAUUCAAAACAAAUGGAACAAAUGGAAAUUAUACCGGAUUUACAAUUGAUUUGAUAAAUGAGUUAAAACGCCGGUUAUCGUUUAAAUACGAAUUAAAGAUCGUCGAUUCUUAUGGAAUAAAGGAUCCAGAUGGUAAUUGGAAUGGAAUGAUUGAAGCCAUCAGAACAAAUCAAGCUGAUCUUGGAGUUGGGGCUUUAUCAGUGACAUCUGAAAGAGAUAAAGUUGUUGAUUUUAGCCUUGGAAUCAUGACAACUGGUAUAACCAUACUUAUCAAUAGGCCACGAGGAACUCAGCACAUUUUCCAGUUUCUUGUCUCCUUCUCAGCACAUUUAUGGUUGGCAAUAUUCGGCACGGUGGUUGGCGUGAGCAUUUUGUUUAUUAUACUUGAUUAUCCUAAUCAAGAACGUAAGUUUACAGUUAAAGAGACACUGUGGUUCUCAAUUGGCACACUCAUGACAAGAGGUACCGAUUUUUCACCAAAUCGAACUUCACAACGAAUUCUAACAGCGGGUUAUACUUUCUUCGUUUUAGUCAUCGUUUCUACUUACACAGCGAAUUUAGCUGCUUUCCUUACGAUGCCGAGUUUGGAAAAACCUAUAAACUCUCUGGAAGAUCUUGAAGUAUCUUCUAUGCCAUGGGGCACAGUAAAAGACUCUAAUACAAUGGCAGUGAUACGUAAUAUGUACCCUAGGCUUUAUGACCGACUGCACGAGUCAGGGGUUUUUUUGAAUGCAACUGCUGCGAUCGAAAACGUCAACAGUUCCGUCUUUGCGUUUGUCUUCGACUACCAAAUUAUUUCGCAUGCUUCGAUGACUUAUUGUGAUACUGUCAAGGUUGGUACACCUGUGUUCAUUAUGGAACAUGGUAUUGCUAUGAAAGAAAAUGCUCUCUACAAGACAAAAAUUAAUAUUGAACUAUUAAAAAUGAAGGAAGAAGGACUGAUCGAGAAAAUGAACAAGCGGUGGUGGCAGGAUCUUAAUCGUUGUCAUAAAAAAUCAGAUAAAUUGCGUUUGGAACAAUUUGAUGUAGGCCACGUUGCUGGAGCCUUUAUCAUGCUUUGUGGGGGUCUUGUAUGUGCCACAGCAUUUUUUCUCUUCAAGAAGUUUUAUCUAAAAUCGAAGGUUUUGAUAGCGCAACAAGGAAUCAUGGUCGGUAAAAACAGAGUGUUUUUAAGCAAAGUCCCGAAGUAAAACUGAACGCAAAAGAAUUAUCCGCACAUAUUUAAACAAACAUUCAGUGAAACCCUGAAUAAUUUCAGUUAUUUUUCUGGUUUAUUUUAUUACCCCCCACUGUAUUAAAAAAGGCAUAGUCACACGUUAGACUGGAUAGAAGCUGAUGUCGCUUCAGUUAAUUAACUUUUUUUAUUUGUGUAUUAAUACAAUAGUUAGUACACACCUACCUAUAUUUUGUGUCACGCUCCAAACUAUGGAACGCAAUCGAAGACAUAAUCUGAUAGAUAUCAUAUUUUCAUGAGACUAAGUAUUUUAAAUUAGUCUUUUCCCGAUUAUUGGAAUGCCUUCAAGAGUUUAGUCAGGUAUAUCGACCCCAGUAAUUAUUUCUAAGUUUGGCACUUACUUCAUCAAUGUGUAUAUGUCGAACGUCACCUUAUCAUGCCUCAACGACAUAAACGAAUUCAAAAACGGCAUAAACAUAGGCGCAUUCACACAUACAAACCUCCAUAUAUAUAUAUAUAUAUAUAUAUAUAUAUGCGCACACAUGCAUGCAUGCUUACAUACAUACAUGCAUACAUACAUACAUACAUACAUACAUACAUACAUACAUACAUACAUACAUACGAUAAGCUUUCAAGCUGUUUUAAUCUAACAAAUUUCGCACAAGUUAUUAAGCUACUCGACAUUUAUAGUAGAAAACACUUGCCCAAGUUGCUAUGCAGUGGGGUUAAACAAAAAACAACAUGAUUAAGAAGCAAACUUUUUAGUUAUGCCGCCAUACCUACUUGUGUAUUAGUGAUAUGGUUCUGUAGAAUGCACAGCUCAGUGAGGCAGCUAAUAUAUUUCGUUCGUUGUGACUCUGUUCAAAUCUAGCCGUAGGAACUUUUCUCUGAUAUGAAAAUAUGGAUGUAAUGCAGUUUAUUAACAUAUGGUAAAGUUUUACAAAUGUAGUUUUGAAAUAGCAGGAUAAUUUUAUAGAUAGUUUAUGUCUUCGAUUUUAUUCCAUAGUAAUGAUAACAUCAUUCAAGGUAGAAGGAGUAGCCAAUGUAUAACAAGGAAUAGUGCUUUCAGAAAUGUUGUCAUCUAAGACUGCACAUUCUGUACUACUUGUGUGGGUUUUUUUAUACCAUCUAAAAAAUAUACAAUUUCAAAAGAAAUUGUGUAUUUCAAUAUAUAAUUUCAAAAGAGACUAUGUAUUCCAUUGUUCUUUAUAUACUUCCAACUAUCUUACGGUUUUCAAAACAACCGUGGAAUUUCCACGGGUGCUGUUAGUUAUAUAAUUAAUUAAAUGUUUCUAACUAGAUGUGUAAUACACAUCGUAGCUUCUUUCAUCCAUCAAAUAACUUCAAAAUAUAAAUAUGAAUCAAUUAAAACUUACUGAACAAAAGACAUCAACUUCUGCACAAAGCAUUUUGAACCAGUGACUGAAUUGAUAUAAUAAAGAUGGUCAUUUUAGAAUAAAUUAGAAUACAAUGUUUGCUUUUUCUCGUGGCUUACAUUGAUAUUCGGAAUUUCUAUAUUUCUGCAUACAUCUUACAAUCAAUUCUUUAACAUUCAAGAUUAAUAUAUUUUUUAGAGACAGCCUUAAGUUAAUGCUUGUUAAUCUUACUUGAAACUGUUGUAGUUCUUGCCAUCCGAUAUAUGUAUAAGAUAAUACAUGGUAUUUUAUCAAUCGUGAAAUACGAUAUUUAUACCACACGUAACUGAAAACUUUACGUUUGAAAUAUGUAUAUAUUUGUUUUCUACAAAUAACUUUCUAUAAAAAAAAAGUGAAUGAUUGUCAGAAAUUGGAAAACGAUACGCUGCAAAUAAUCACAGCUUAACAGAAUAGCUCUAUCGAAAGACGCUUGCUACACAUGUUCUAGAUUGAUUUCUAUGAUCACUUAAGAUGUGAUAUCCAGCCAAUAUACAUAACAUUAUGAUGUCAAGGAUUUUUAAUAGGAUAUUAGCUUAGACGAUAAUAUAAAUCAAAUGUUAUUGACAGCAUACGUCUGAAGAGAGAAGCGACUAUUACUAUUUAAAGUGUAUUUUGCUUAAUAGUGUUUUUAAUAAUCAAUUAUAUCCUAGUAACUAUUUUAGCAUAUUUAAAUUAAUAUUAAUUAUAUCAUUAUAACUCGUCCGUUGUAACAUGAUGUUAUGCUGACAUCGCGUGUUUGAGUAAAUGCAUACAUAUGUAAGUAAUACAUAUAAGAAGAUGACUGUUCCAUUAUUUCAGACGACGAUAGGCAUCUCAUAUGACACAUCUAUAUAUCGUUAGAAUGACACGUCUGUCAUUCUUUAAAAAAGUGACCGGAAACUGAUAAAACA
Molecule: messenger RNA, 5028 nt
Organism: Octopus bimaculoides (California two-spot octopus)
Lineage: Eukaryota; Metazoa; Mollusca; Cephalopoda; Octopoda; Octopodidae
Product: glutamate receptor ionotropic, kainate 2
Cellular component (GO): membrane
Molecular function (GO): ligand-gated monoatomic ion channel activity
Source: RefSeq, a predicted model, not a curated record